Molecule: messenger RNA, 3495 nt
Organism: Mugil cephalus (flathead mullet)
Lineage: Eukaryota; Metazoa; Chordata; Actinopteri; Mugiliformes; Mugilidae
Gene: rhoca
Product: ras homolog family member Ca
Exons: 5
Coding region: 163-744 (193 amino acids)
Biological process (GO): small GTPase-mediated signal transduction
Cellular component (GO): neuron projection
Molecular function (GO): GTP binding; GTPase activity
Source: RefSeq, a predicted model, not a curated record
UCGCGUCGGUGGGAGGAUCUUCUCUCGAUGCCCCGUUUCUCAGUCUGCACCCUCUGUGUAAAAUUAGCCAACACUGCAGCAAGAAGUGUGUGUCACGACCACCAGGACAGAGCAAGCGGGGAUUAAUACUCAUAAAAACCUCUCAUCCGGCUGUUGACAGACAUGGCAGCCAUUCGGAAGAAGCUGGUGAUCGUCGGGGAUGGAGCCUGCGGGAAAACAUGUCUCCUCAUUGUCUUCAGCAAAGACCAGUUUCCUGAGGUCUACGUCCCGACAGUGUUCGAGAACUACAUCGCUGAUAUCGAGGUUGAUGGAAAACAGGUGGAGCUGGCGUUGUGGGACACUGCGGGCCAAGAGGACUACGACAGGUUGAGGCCCCUCUCCUACCCCGACACGGACGUCAUCCUCAUGUGCUUCUCCAUCGACAGCCCAGACAGCUUAGAAAACAUCCCUGAGAAGUGGACGCCUGAGGUGAAGCACUUCUGUCCCAAUGUGCCCAUCAUCCUCGUGGGGAACAAGAAGGACCUGAGGAAUGAUGAGCACACACGGAGGGAGCUGGCCAAGAUGAAGCAGGAGCCAGUGAAGACAGAAGAAGGCAGAGACAUGGCCAGCAGGAUCCAAGCGUUCGGCUACCUGGAGUGCUCCGCCAAGACGAAGGACGGCGUGCGGGAAGUGUUCGAGAUGGCCACCAGAGCAGCGCUGCAGGUCCGCAAGCGCCCGAAGGGAAGAGGCUGCACCCUGCUGUGAGCGGUCCAACCGUCCUCCAAUCCGUCGACCAACAUGCGAAAAUCAACACGUACAAAAAAAAAGAAGAAAAAAAAAAAAGACUGACCUAUUACCAAAUGGAUCUUUGUACUGUAUCAUGUGUUUCACGACAACAGGCGGGUAGAAGAAUCGAAUGCAAACAAACCCAAUACAGGAAAUGGAUUCGGUCUGUAAUACAGCUGUGGUCAGAAAUCGAUGUUGUUGUUUUUUUUCAGUCUGUACACCUUAUUUUCAUUUUUCUCGUCUUUUUCUUCAUAUCUGUAGUGUUACAUGGCAGUGGUAGGUAGGUGCACAUAAAUGUAAUGUUGUCCUUCACUAGCUCGGUCGAGCUUCUUCGCUUGUUUAAAACCGCUUCACAGUGAGGUCCCGUCCAGACGCCCCCGUUACAUUCAUCACAGUACCCGUUGUGAUAGAGAACGAAAGUUGAGACAAACCGCAAGAGGUAGUGCCUUUUUCUUUUUUUAUGUUUUUAAGUUUCUACGCCGCCGUGUCCGUCUUGUGUUCGUCUGCCAGCUAACAUUUCACUUGUCGACCUCUCCGUUGUGCCGUAGCUCGGUUUACACAGCGCGGCCGCUGUGAAACCUGAGCGAAGCCGUAAGUAAGGCCUUCAGUGUUGGUGACAACUUGUCAAGCGCAACCUGGUGUCAUGUCUUUUUACCCGCAUGAAACAUCAGCCGUCCCUGUACAUCCUCCACAGUCAGUCCAGCCACGGUCACAUAUUGAGGACAGAGACGGGGCGUUGCUGUGAUGUGGUAAAUGGUAACAACGGAGGACGGAGCUCCCUGUCCUCUCUGCGAGAUUACUCGCAUGAACCCGUCAUUGCUGCUGAUCUGUGCAGUGGUCCUAGAUGGAAGAAUAUGACUCAACUAUGCACAAUAGCUGUUAGGACCAACGGGGGGAUGACGUAGCUGAAACAGAAAUCCCAUGGUGAAACCUCCCUUGUUUGUUUAUAGUGAGCGACUAUUAUGAGUGACUGCUAUGAGUCAACUCUUUAUUUUGCUACAGCACAAGCGAGCCGGUCACACCCGCCGUCUGAAUCUGCGUCGGAACUGGUUCGCCCAGUCAGGGGAAAGCGUGUCUCGUCGGGGCUGUCGGCCUGAUAUUUGCGUGUGGAGGCUACCGGUCAGACGGCAUGCUUUGCGUGUCUGAGAGGACCUGAGAUGUGUGUGAGGAGUUAGUUUUUCCGUGGUGCCUUCUGUGUUCUGGCGUGCCUUUGGUUGUCCCCCUCCUCCCUCUCCCCCCUCCCCUCCCAUAGACCAGAUGGACCGGCCGCUGCAUGACCAACCUGACAGGGCUUGAAAAGACAGAGGACGUCAUUAGUUUGCUGAAGUGAAUGCCAUCACGGCGUAAAGAUUAUGUCUCUGAAUGCAGCCUUAUCUCCAUUACGCUGGUAGACGAUUACAUCAGUUUACAUGGUGGAGUUUUCAAGAAUGGAUCACGGGCAAAUCCCAAAAUGGUGAUCCUCAGACUUGCUAGGAAAGCAUCCGUCAGCAGCCACGAAUAUUUAAUUUUGAGCCGUGUGAUUCUGCCAGAAAUUAUGUAAAUCUAAUACGACAGAAGUUGGCUCAUUUGUCUCGUUGGCAAGAAACUUCAACACGUGUGAAUCAAAGUGGACCAUCAAAGGUGUGCACUGAGAUGUGCUGGCUUUUUUAUUUUUUUUCUCAAAUGUCAGGGACCGUCCGCCACCCCCGAGUGUUGGCCCACGCGUCCUUUCGGAGCGCUCGAUUGUGACCUGACAUUAUAAUGGCUCGAAAAGGCGCGGCGGCUGUCCUCAGACACUCUGUUCACAUCAUUCCUUCUCUGCGCCUCUGUCGCUCAUUCAUGUGCUUUGCAUGUCUGCUCGGUGGGAUGGAGUUUGGGUUUUUGAAACACCUGUGGCCAAACAGCGUCUUUGAUGUUACGUGGCAACGUUCUCGAAACGUGAAGGCUGCAAAUGCACCAGCUGGCCGGGACUGGAUGCUCAGUCGUAAUGCCGUGUGUAAUGAAAGCCCUCUGCUGGCAAAGCAAACAGAGUCCGUUCUAAUCAUUUAACUGAGCGAGCCGGCGGAGAGGGUGAAAUUAUUAAUUCUUCAGCUCAUCAGCAUUUUCCGUUUAGUUUAGGAAGCACAGUUCACAAGCACCAUCUUAAUAUUGUUACCUCAAACCUUUGGGGGGGGGGGAUCUUUACUUUAACCAUGGAUUUUUUUGUAGACUAAAAGCACACUGAACAGAUAUUUCUUUACAAAUUUUUAUCAAUGAAAACAUAGGCCUUGUGUUAGUCACGGCAUGAUGUUCACGGGUCUUGACGGGCUCAGUGCCAAGGAAUUCUUCGGGAAUUAAGAUGUCAGCAGAUCGUGGAGUAGCUGGAAGGACGGCGCGAUAAUGAAAGCAUUCCCACAGAGCAGGUCCGGUGUUGAAGGUCUCACUCGGAGCAUGUGCUGUUCUGCCGUUAAUGUGUAUGCAGAUAACGCCCCGCUAAGUCAAAAUAGUGUCUAUAAACAAUGGUGAUGCAUGCAUGAGAAAAACACAAGUGUUCAAUGUGCACAAAAACUCUUUGGGAACAGCUUCUGCUCAGCUACUGUUGUGUAACGUAUUUUUUUUUUCUCCUUUCUUUCUCUGGAAUUAUUUGAACUUAUAAAGUAUCCAGAUUUAUAUAAAAGCUCAUUGUUAUAAUGCUUUGUAAACGGAGAGUGUUGUAGUGAAUGUUCGACCUGAACAUGAACAUUGUUAAUAAACUAUUUUUGAGAUGAGACA